AUGGCACAAAGCCCAAGGCCGACGGCAGCGAUCAAGCCGAGGGUCCCAGCAGGGGAAGGGGGGGCGGCUAAAGGGGUGAAGACGAUCCCGGGGACGUCGAUCCGCGUGUUCCGAACGGUGGAGGAGGUGCGGGCGUGGCGACGGGAGCAGCACCGACAAGGCACGACGGUGGGUCUGGUGCCGACGAUGGGGGCGCUGCACUCGGGUCAUCGGGCGCUGGUGCAGGCGGCGAUGCGGGAGAACGAGGCGGUGGUGGUGAGCGUGUACGUGAACCCAGCGCAGUUUGGUGAGCACGAGGACCUGGACAGCUAUCCGCGGACGUGGGAGGCAGACUGCGCGGCGCUGGCCGAGGAGGACGAAGCGGCGACGACGAGGCCGGACGUUGUCGGCCGCGUGGCAGCCGUAUUUGCGCCCACGACGGCCACGAUGUAUCCGUCGGGGCCGCCGAGACAAUCGGUCGACGCAGCCGGCAGUUUUGUGACGGUGACGCCGGUCGGCAGCGUGCUCGAGGGCGCCAGCCGACCGACGUUUUUCCGCGGCGUCGCCACCGUCUGCAUGAAGCUCUUUCACCUCGUCCAGCCGGACCGCGCCUACUUUGGCCAGAAGGACGUGCAGCAGACGGUCGUGAUCCGUCGCAUAGUGCGCGACUUUUGUGUUCCGCUGCACGUCGUCGUCUGUCCGACGGUGCGCGAACCGCCCGACGGCCUCGCCCUGAGUUCGCGCAACGUCUAUCUAGGACCGCGGCGCCGCGCCGUGGCAAACGUGCUGCGCCGGGCGCUGCUGGCAGCCGAGGCAGCUGUGGGAACAAAGCAUACAGGAGGGCUGUCCGGUCUGUCUCCCCCGGACAUACUCGCUGCUGCAUGGCGCGUCGCCGACGACACGCUGGCCGCCCAGAAACAGCUGCCGCCCGACCAGCGUGCCCUCUUUGAGAUCGACUACCUCUCCCUGGCCGACCCCGACACCAUGCUGGAACUCACAGGCCCCGUGGACGCGAGCCGUGGCGCGAUCCUCAGCGGAGCUGUACGCAUGCUCCCCGUGGAAGAGCCGCAGCCCGGUGAGGACCUCGGCCAUAGCGGUGGACCGCUCGUCCGGCUGAUCGACAACAUCGUGCUGGAGCCCGUGGCAGCGUAG
Messenger RNA from Grosmannia clavigera kw1407, 1131 nucleotides. Its product is annotated as pantoate-beta-alanine ligase. The record is from RefSeq and is a predicted model, not a curated record. NCBI's taxonomy places the organism in Eukaryota, Fungi, Ascomycota, Sordariomycetes, Ophiostomatales, Ophiostomataceae. The transcript has a single exon. The coding region runs from base 1 to 1131 and encodes 376 amino acids. Gene Ontology annotation, biological process: pantothenate biosynthetic process. Gene Ontology annotation, molecular function: pantoate-beta-alanine ligase activity.